GUUUGUGGAACCCAAUCUCCACAGCCGGGCCGAAGUGGCUUUAAUGUUGGAUAAAAAAGAGAUGGAAUCACUUGUCCUUUGGCCUGCUGGUGUCCUCAUUCUGCUGUAGAGACCCAGCGAUGGACCAACAAGGACCCUGAGGCUGAAGUGUGCGUCUAGUCCUAACCGGUCUGCAGCUUCCUGAAGGCCGUCAAGUGUCGCUGAGAGGGCUGCUAGAGGUCGUGCGCUCAUGGCUCUGCAGGAGCUUGGCGUCAGCCUGACCAUGGUAGGCGUGGCGGGCACCAUCUUGAUCUGCGCCCUGCCCAUGUGGAAGGUGACGGCCUUCAUCGGGACACGCCUGGUGGUCAUGCAGGUGUUCUGGGAGGGUCUGUGGAUGACGUGUGUCAGCGAGUACACGGGUCAGAUGCAGUGCAAGCUCUACGACGCCCUCCUGGAUCUGUCGCCCGACCUGCAGGCGGCGCGCGGCCUCAUCUGCAUCAGCCUGGUGCUGGGAUGUCUCGCCUUCCUCGUCUUCCUGCUGGGGGCUCGCUGCACCAAGUGCCUGAGCCACCCCGGCGUCAAGACCCGGGUGGUGCUGGGGUCAGGGGUCGUCUUCUGCUUGGCGGCCCUUGCCUCGCUGGUGGCGGUGUCCUGGACGGCCAACAACGUCAUCAGAGACUUCCACAACCCCCGCGUCCCUGAGGUGCUCAAGAGGGAGCUUGGGGCGGCCAUUUAUAUUGGCUUUGUCACAUCUGGCCUGAUGCUGUGUGGGGGGGUCAUUCUGUGUGCAAGCAGGCCGUCGCCGAGGACCACCUUCCAUUCCAGUGGGUACACGCCAGCCAGGACUUCCACACACAGCGGCUACGCCAUCAAGAAUUACGUCUGA
Entelurus aequoreus (snake pipefish) is the source of this 865-nucleotide messenger RNA. RefSeq names its product claudin-4-like. The coding region runs from base 230 to 865 and encodes 211 amino acids. The transcript has 3 exons. Gene Ontology annotation, cellular component: bicellular tight junction; plasma membrane. Lineage: Eukaryota; Metazoa; Chordata; Actinopteri; Syngnathiformes; Syngnathidae. Gene Ontology annotation, biological process: bicellular tight junction assembly; cell adhesion. The record is from RefSeq and is a predicted model, not a curated record. Gene Ontology annotation, molecular function: structural molecule activity.